Molecule: messenger RNA, 2439 nt
Organism: [Candida] anglica
Lineage: Eukaryota; Fungi; Ascomycota; Pichiomycetes; Serinales; Debaryomycetaceae
Source: the annotation of a GenBank genome assembly
AAAAUAGAUGAAGUAGGGAUGGAUUUUAUAGAUUUCGACUCAUUCCAAGAAGGUGAUGAACUACCACAGCCACAACCAGCAUUAUCAUUGCCGAAUAUUGAAAAUUUCGGUAAGAAAUUCACUAAUUUAAAUAAUUUAACUCGUAAUUUGUUAAGAAAUAAGAAUGAUGAAGUUCAAUCUAAAGAGGAGAAACUUGCAGAAAGAUAUGCAACAAUGUCAUUAAGUUUGAUAGAGAAGGAAGAACAGGAUAAACUAGAAGAACUGCAUAAACAUGGACAAUCUGAAGACAAAUCGUCGAUGGUUGGAGAUGAAAAAAAUAGUUCAACUCUUUCCACUAGACUUUCAAGAGUUCUUACCAAUCCAAUGUCUGAUAAUUCCAUUCGUGACAUUUUCACAUCAUUAGAAGUGAAAAUUUCAAAUACAGAUGAUUUGGUGGAACCAGGUAUCAUUGGAUCAAUGUCAAGAAAGGCACUUCGUAGUGAGAUUGAAAAUGAUCUUAUCAAGAGUCAAGGAGCCGUAUUGAAAGAGUAUCUGACUGUUUAUAAGUCAUUUGCUGCCCUCGAGAAUAAACUUCAAAAAUUGAAUGAAUGUCAUCUGUCCAUGGUGACUAGACUUGAUAAGGGAUACGAAUCCACUGUGGAAAUCAAUGAACAAGUACAAAACCUUAUUAAUGAAAAAAAGGCAGUUGCAUUGAAAAAGCAAAUCUUAAUAACAUUUAAAAAUAAAUUCACUUUGAAUGAAUAUGAAGAACAUCUACUUCGUGGUGGAGAAAUCAAUUCUGAAUUUUUCUCUGCUUUAGAAAAGGCUGAAUUAAUCCAUGAAAAUUGUUCAAUUCUUUUAUCUCUGGAUAAUCCACAAUUGGGACUUAAAAUCAUGGCAAAGACAAAUAAUUUAGUGACACGAGGCGUUGACCGGAUCACGCUGUUUUGUAAUAAAACCUUGGGGAAUUUACAUUCUCUUAAUACCAAAUCUCGGUUGGUAACUUUACAUCAAUGUUUAAAAUAUUUGAGUAAUAGACCAAAUUAUUUGAAUACCAUUCUUACAAAUUUCACUGAAUCUAGACUGAAGAUGGUUGUUGAGGAGUUUUUGGAUCAAAUCGAUGGCGAUUUAGAGAGGAAAAGAGAACGACUGGGUAGUGUUAUUAGCGAUAGUAGCAGCAGUACUGGUGCUGUCAAUAACAGUAGACCAAUAGUGUUGUCAGCACAUGAUCCUGUGCGGUUCAUUGGUGAUUUAUUGGCAUACGUACAUUCAGUGGUGGUUAAUGAACAUGAAACAAUUGAAAAUAUAUUCAAUGAUUCUUCUAAUGUUUCCAAUACAACCAUUGAUAAUAUUGUUGCAUCAGUACUUAAAUCCUUGGUCAGACCGAUUAAGACAAGAAUAGAUCAAAUUAUUAAUUCCGAACUGAAAAUUGCCACAAUCUAUUCCAUUCAUGGACUUCUUGAACUUUAUUCAAUGAUGUUUACCAAACAAACAAAUAAUUCUGAAUCUCCAGCUGCACAACCACUUAUUAAAGCCUUUGAUACCCUUGCCCAUGCCACGGUUGAAAAAAUCACAAACAUCAUCCAAUCACAGUUGCUCACGAUCAAGCAUUCUAACCAAGCUCAAUUGGAUAUAAAUACAGACUUACAAGCACCAGAAUGGAUCAUUGAAUUCUAUUCAGAUAUUCUCCCAGUGUUGGAUAAUAUAUCAUCUACUACUAUUAUGAAUGUUUCUGAAGAAGAAAAUAAAAAAUUAACCUCUAUGCUUGUGAAUGAACCAAUUGAAAUAUUCAAUACUCAUAUACAAAAUAAUUUGGCAAAGGUACUCGAUAAAAGAGAUCAACUUAUCAUAAGGGCCAACUUUUUAGAUAUCAUUCUAAGUAAGAUUACUCCAAUCACGGUACUUAACGAUAAGGUUCUUGAGUUGAGUGAAGCGGUCAAUUUCAUUGGGAUAGAACUCACCAAAAUCCAAACCCUUCAACUCUAUGAAGGAUGCAACUUGACAAACUAUACUAAUGUCAUUAAUAUGAUUUGUCCAUUCACAGAUGACUUUUUCGAUGUAUCAAUAUAUCAAGCCAUCACAGAAAAUAAAUUUUUCACAAAGGAACUUGUCAAUGAGGUAAAUGAAUCAAUUCAAGAGUUUUUACCAACGGCUUUACUUGAUGUACAACAACAACUUCUCAAGAUCAACUCACCCAUGUUGGUGAAUGACAUUGUGACAAAUUCAUCGAUUGAAUUUGUUCAAUUUUAUCUCAAAUUUGGUUUAAUUUGUGAAGAAUAUUUAGGUGAAAAGGUUUUAACUUGGUCUGAUAUGGAUGUUGCAACCUUAUUAGGGGUUGAGACUUCAUACGAAAGUGUAAAAUCGAGAAUGGAGCUUUAAAUAUUUAACUUGUGACAAGUAUGUAAAUAUCUAAUAAAUGAAAAGAUUGAUUGUCAUUAUUUUCUCUAUAUAUACAUUCUA